CAUAGAUGGAUGCUGCCGAGCACGAUCUUGAUGCCAAACUCUACAAGGCAUCAGGGAACCUCCUUCAAGAAUUCAAAACCAAAUUGCCGCAGCUCAUAUAUCACCAUAGCCGGCUCCCACAAACGCGACGUCUUUUUGUUCUUGAUUCCAAGUGCGAGGAGUUGAGGUCGCUGCUCGAUCGCUUCCAAGAAUGGCCUCAGCUGUUAGAUCCUCAUUUAUCGGAGUUUGUCCAGCUCCUGUCAACCUCCUUUGUGGACUAUCUUGUCAACUCGAACAGCCACUAUUGCACCAGUAUCACAAGGGGCUAUAGCGGCAUCUCGCCUCUACCACGAGCAAUAUGCCGCCUCCUUUAUUCGCUGUGCAAGGUUCGCGGCUACAAGGUUGUUGUUCGACUACUCAACAAUGAGCCAAGGUAUCUGGCUCCCAUGUUGUCAACUUUCAGGACAUGGAGUUCUGGUUCGUUUGGCAUGGCGUGGGAAGAACGUUAUAUCAUUAUGUUGUGGCUAUCACACCUGAUGCUCGCGCCUUUCGAGCUAGCUAACAUGUCUCUGGAUGAUCCGGCCUCGGACGCUGCCAUUCCAGGUACCUUUGCACACCUGCCUAACGCCGCUGGCGAUGUAAUCUCGCUGGCUCUAGAGCAACUCGAAAGCUCAGGUAAAGAACGAGAGGCUGCAAGUGUGUUACUGGUACGCUUGAGUCUUCGGACGGACAUGCAAGCUCAUAAUGUGGCGUCAGUCCUCGUUGAUUAUGCGGUCGAAAGCCUCCUCCACGAUCAAGACCUGCUGAAGACCAGUCCCUACAGAGCUCUUGGCCUCCUGUCCCUGAUUUAUGGAAUUAUAAGUGCGAGCUCUGACAGCGAAGCAGCUCCAUUCAUUCAACCCCUUUUUCGGAGCAUGAUAGAACUGGCAAAUAGCCGGCAGAAAUCGCAUACUGGCAUUCGAGAUUCCGCUCCCGCAAGGAAACUCAUUCUGAAAAUCCUAAGAUCUAUUUUGACUCACGCAAUAUCUCUCAACGAAAACACCAAUACUGCCUCUGAGGACUUGCUGACCAAUAUGCUGGAGGAGAGUAUUCAGUAUUUUCUGGAUGCUCUGCACGACAAGGACACGCCUGUGAGAAUGGCGGCUGCAAAAUCUCUCAGUGUCGUUGUGCUGAAGUUGAGCUCAGAUAUGUCGCGAGAAGUUAUUGAAGCUAUACUGAGUUCUCUUGAGGAAAACGUGCUUCUCGAAACCCCAAAGACCCAAAAGCUCGUGCCUAUCACAGACCAGGCCAAAUCUGACUCAAUCGGCUUGAAGAGGAACAUCAGCGCCGUCGAUCCUCUUCAAUGGCAUGGACUGAUGUUGACAUUGGGACAUCUUUUGUUCCGGCGGUCCCCUCCUCCUGACAUUCUCCCGGAAAUCAUCCAGGCCCUGAUUCUUGGGCUAGAGUUCGAGCAAAGGUCAAAUGUCGGAACAUCUGUCGGAAUCGGCGUCCGCGAUGCUGCUUGCUUUGGUCUUUGGGCAUUGGCUCGAAAGUACAGCACUGUAGAGCUGGGCCUGAUCUCCGUUUCGAGUUUUGCUGAAGCGGCACAGGAUUCGUAUAUGGACUGUAAGAGUGUUCUGCAGUUAAUAGCGAUCAAGCUGGCUAUAUCUGCCUGCUUCGAUCCUUCUGGCAAUAUACGACGCGGAUCUUCCGCAGCUCUGCAGGAGCUCAUCGGACGGCACCCCGAUAUCAUCAUUCAUGGUAUACCAGUGGUACAAAUUGUCGACUAUCAUGCCAUCGCUCGGUUGUCCAGAGCUAUGACAGAAGUCGCUCCACAAUUAGCAACCCUGGGCCAGAUAUAUCACAGGCCUCUUCUACAGGCACUUGUUGAGUGGCGAGGUGCACGCGCUACUGAUGUCAACCAGAGACGGUGGGCUGCUGAUGCCAUCUCCCGUCUCACGAAGCCGUCAACAGCUGAGGUCACCUUGCUACUCAUCAAUGUCACUCUUGAGCAGCUGUUCGACAUGAAACCGGCCAAUAUCGGCAGCACAGCAGCUGCCCGGCACGGCCUACUUUUGGCCCUGACAUCGGCACUGGAGUCAGCCACAGACAGUGACUCGAUGACUAUGAAGUCUUGGUUCAUGAAACAGGAACAAGGCAUUUAUGCGUUGACACGAUUGACUGGUAGGAUGGACGUGAGAGUUACUGCUGAUUUGGAGCUUGUCAUGGAAGGAAUCGCUGCCUUGAUAGGAGCCAUGUGCCGAACUUUCAAGAUUCUCGGAUGCGAUUGCUCGAGUGGUAUCCAGCAGGAGUGGAUGGUCUCUGCAUCAGAAAUUUUGAAUCAAUGCACAGUAGCCGGUGUGAAAGUUGCAGUGGUCCAGGCAAGCAGCGAGGCCAAUCUGGAUCUGAUCAAGAUGCUUCCGGACUCAGCUGAUGCCGAAUUGGUCGAGAAGUGGCUGGACAGCAAGGCCCAGGCUCCCACAGCUUUCACGAGUAAAGGUCGAAUCAAGACGUUAAGCCUUGUCCAUGCCUACUUGGCUAGCUUGGGUCUACAUUCGAGCCUUCAAAAGUCCAUCAAGUCAUAUACCAUUGGAAUCGUACAAGGCAGCCACAAGAUUGAAACUAGAGUUGAUGCUAUGGAGGCACUUGGUGUGAUUAUUGUGAACUCAGACCUCUGCUCACGAAACGAAGCAGAGGAGAUGGCCGAAGUCCUCUGCUGUGGCUUGGACGACUACUCGAACGAUCAGAGAGGUGAUAUUGGCUCGAUGCUUCGUCUUCAAAGUAUUGAUGCCCUCGACGCUUAUCGCAUUGGGUCAUCUCAGUCGUCAGAAGUCAUUUCCCAGACUUGCCUGCCAUACGUGGCAAAACUGGCGUCGGAAAAGCUCAUCAGUGUUCGCUUCCGUGCGUGGAAGUGCUUAGAAGGCUACUGGGGAACGAGUACAAAUCUGCCGCAGCUCGAGCAUACCUUCGACUAUCCUGCCGACGUGUCGUCAAUUUCCUACUUUCUGGAGCUCUUGAAGCUCCUCCAAAUUUCGAGCUUUCGCGAGCACCUCCUUACAGGCUUCGUCUCAUCAGCCACUUCGGGGACAGAGGAUAUCUGCCGUGCUGCAAGCAAUGCAUUUGUGACAUAUAUGCAACAGCUCGAUGAUGAAUCUCGCAAGAGAACGACCGAGAAGGUCUCCUCCAUUAUCCUUGACCAGCUGAAUCAAAAUGCGUUACAAGAUGAUCGACAGGUUGUCCCGCUCCUUCAAUUCCUGUGUUUCCUCCUGGAUCAAAACUUGUUGAUCGAAGCCUCGGCGGAUAUCUGGGCCAUCAUGAAGAAGGUGCACAGCCCUAAUUCCAGUCUGUCAAGGAUAGAGGCUGCGAUGAAUUGUUAUGCCAGACUGCUCGCAAUCGGCCACUACCAGAGGCAGGCUAAGGACAAGCUCACGCGCCAGUUGCUUCAUCGCUGGCCAAAGGUCCGUAAUGAUGCAGCAGAUCUGUUAUACUUUGAAACCGGCAACACCAUGUUGGCCACGGUCGACUGGAAUGGAGCUCUAACGAAUACCAAGCCGGUUGUCCUUAAACUAAGGAAAGAGCUUGGAGUUUCCGGGAUCGACACUUCCAACUAGUAGCUGUGCAGUAUCCAGAGUGACAAAACAGAUCAACUAAGUGCUGGGAUCGAUGAUCAACCGUCCAGCCCGCGCGACUUCAAGCACCGUGAGACGGUGUCCUUGACGGACUUCUCGUUGUAUUGUUCCCAGGCAUCGUACAGCGCUAUCAUCUCCUGUGUUCCUUCGAUCAUCCGCUCAAUGUCAAUACCAGAUUCUACCAGGAAUUUCAUCGUGUUCUGCAUUUUCUCCGACUCCUUCGCCGUGGCAAUUGCCUUUUCUUUGUCGAAGGGCUGAGUAUCACUCUGCUGCAUUCGAGCUUUGCCAUUCCCAUUGGAGGUGUUUGGCAACACUGCUUGGCUCGACAUCUGGAGAUUCCCCAGGACACCUCCAAAUGAACCAGAAAGGUUCUGGCGGCCGACGAGAGACGAGAAUGGCCCGUUGUCGGGGUUGGACAGAGUUUCAUGGGACAAGGGUCGCAAGGUUCCUGUGGACUUGGCUGUUGGCAGGAAGACCACUGCAAGAAACAUUGCAAUAACUGCAGUGAGAUGUGGAGCACAUGUCAAGGGCAAAUCCGUCAUGAAACUGUCGUUGAUGAUGGACCAGGCUAGACCAAGUUCGUCGUUGGACAACUUCAGAUCUUGAUUCUCCUUAAGUGCAAUCAGAGAUCGAUAUGGAUGCCAAACGAUUAAUUGCGACCGCAUAUCGGAAAUGAGACAGAAUUCCAUCUCACCCAAUCUUGCGACGUCUCCAGGAAUAAAUUCUGGCCACGACUGUCUGGCCUCGGCAGCAACAAGUCGUACGUGGUGAGGCGAUUCCUCUGUCUUGGACGCUAGAUAAAAAGCCGUUGCCGCCAAGAGGUACAGAUUGACAUUCUGCAUCGGUGUCGAGAGGAAGUAUCUGUGCAAGUAGACCAGAGCUGUUGCCACACAUUGUUGUCUGAAUUGCAGGCGCUUAGCCAGCUGAAGCAGACGAUCAC
Molecule: messenger RNA, 4527 nt
Organism: Exophiala oligosperma
Lineage: Eukaryota; Fungi; Ascomycota; Eurotiomycetes; Chaetothyriales; Herpotrichiellaceae
Exons: 4
Coding region: 6-3569 (1187 amino acids)
Biological process (GO): tubulin complex assembly; post-chaperonin tubulin folding pathway; microtubule cytoskeleton organization
Molecular function (GO): beta-tubulin binding; GTPase activator activity
Source: RefSeq, a predicted model, not a curated record